This is a messenger RNA of Fusarium venenatum, 1608 nucleotides long. RefSeq names its product major facilitator superfamily domain-containing protein. Gene Ontology annotation, biological process: transmembrane transport; basic amino acid transport. Lineage: Eukaryota; Fungi; Ascomycota; Sordariomycetes; Hypocreales; Nectriaceae. Gene Ontology annotation, cellular component: fungal-type vacuole membrane. Gene Ontology annotation, molecular function: basic amino acid transmembrane transporter activity. The record is from RefSeq and is a predicted model, not a curated record.
AUGUCGACGCUUGCAGAAGGCCGUGAUCCAGAGACUGGUGAGGUGAAUCGCCAAGAUGAGACAUCUCCUCUUCUCAAUACAUCUCAAUCUCCCGUUCCAUCGUCAAAGACCUCUUCAGUCGCCGUUUUUAAGAUUGUUUUGGUUCUCAUCAUUGGCUCCUUCACUGCCAAUGCAGAUGGCAGUCUCGUGCUGGCCACACACCCGACAAUUGCCAGCGAGUUCAAUGCCCUGUCUGCGUCGAAUUGGCUAUUCGUCUCUUUCAACCUUGCAGGAGCGGCUACUCAAGCCUUGGUAGGCAAGCUCAGCGACAUAUAUGGUCGACGGAGCCUUAUUGUCGCUGCAUAUGCUCUCUUCGCUGCUGGCUGUAUUAUUGUGGGAACAGGCACUUCCAUAGGAUUAGUUAUCCUUGGCCGUGUUAUCUCUGGCGCCGGCGGAUCAGGCUUGACUAUAUUGGCCAUGCUUAUUAUAACAGACUUGGUACCUUUGCGUGAAGCUGCUGCGUGGCAAUCAUAUCUCAACCUCGCUGCCACGACUGGUCGUAGUCUGGGUGGACCUCUUGGAGGCUGGCUGGCUGAUACCAUCGGAUGGCGUUGGUCAUUCAAGUGCCAAGUUCCUAUCUUCCUUGUUGCCAUCAUUCUCACCUACUUCUUUUUGCCCAACAAGAAACAGGACAAGAAACCUACAUCACUCUCUAGAAUUGACUUUUCCGGCGCGGCCCUCCUUGCUCUGACAAUGAUGACAUUACUUCUGCCUUUUGAGAUUGGAGGUUCUCAGGUGCCUUGGUCGCACCCUGUCAUCCCCAUCUUAUUUGUUGCUGCUCUAAUCUUUGGCGGCCUCUUCAUACUCUUUGAAGGCCGCUGGGCUCAAGAACCCAUUUUCCCACUCGACUUGCUCCGAAUCCGGAAUGUCGUGCUCGGAUACGUGAUCAGUGGCACUCAGUGUGCUGCCCAGCUCGGUUUGAUGUUCUCUGUUCCUCUUUACUUCCAGGUUACAAAGAAUGCCAGCAAUACUGUUGCUGGGGCAUACCUGUUUCCGGCUGUAACAGGAAAUGCAAUCGGUGCAAUUCUAGCUGGAAUAGUUAUCAAACGAACUGGAAGAUAUAAAUUGGUUCUCCUUGUUGCCACUGUGACAUCAGCAGUGUCUUACAUCCUCCUCCUACUUCGCUGGCAUGGCCAGACAAAUGUCUGGGAAUCUCUAUAUAUCUUCCCAGGAGGUCUAGGCACUGGUGCCGUACAGACGGGAGUUUUUGUUGCGGUACAAGCUGCCACUGAUCCUGUUCAUAAGGCGGCUGCCCUGGGUGGGGUCUGGCUGACUGUAAUGGUUGGAGCCAUUGUUGGUAUGACUGCUGUCAGUACAGCAACGAUGCACGUCAUGGCUUGGAGUCUGGCCACUACGCUACAAAAACGUGGCUUGGCCGUAAGUGUGAUUGAAAAGGUCGUCGAUUUGGCCACUUCAGAUAUCAACUAUAUUAGCAAAGCGGAUCCAACUACCGCAUCAGCCGUUGUAGACGCAUACGUACGUGGUCUGUCUUUCAGUCAUAUCGUCUCCCUUACCUUCUCGGUCAUUGCUACAUUUUCGGCUAGCUUCAUAAGCGAGCACAAAGUUUAG